Molecule: messenger RNA, 2829 nt
Organism: Spodoptera exigua (beet armyworm)
Lineage: Eukaryota; Metazoa; Arthropoda; Insecta; Lepidoptera; Noctuidae
Source: the annotation of a GenBank genome assembly
CAAAAACAAGCGCGGGCGCCGACGGUGCUUAGAAAAAAAUUACCGUUUUUUGUAAAUAGAACCGUUGUGGGGGUUCAAAAUGAUUCAAGCUGUUGCGUCUCUUCUGGCUUUUUUAAUGUCUGUCUCGGGACAAGUGAUUGAAGCUUCAGAUUUUGUCUCGCCUUGCCCUAGUGUAUUCAAAUAUGAACCACCGGGAACUGAAGCUGGGAAGUGGUACGGUGUUGUGAACUUUACUUCGGAGUUUACCCUCUAUGGACUUUGGAUGAACAUUGUGCUCGACGGCAAGGCUGAUAUCCUUGGGAACUGGAUAGGCGAGGUAACGACUGAUGAUAAUAUAGACUUCAAAAUAGAAAAUACUAAAACGAAAAUCAGUCCCGAGGAACCUCUCAGUGUACGUUUUUUUGUUCAGUAUAAAGCUCAAAAUUUUAAGCCUAAGUUAAAGGCCAUAAGACUAAAUGGAAGAGAAAUAUGUAAUAUAGAAAUCCCUCAAGUUAGUGAAAGUCCAAAAACUGUAACGGAACAAAUUGUUUACGACGUGUGGUCCAGAGAAACCGAUACGACUACGGUGCGACCUUCAGUAACGUCAUCUACGAUCAGUCAUAAACACCAAACGACAUCAACGCAACAAUAUUGGUACCAACAGGUUGACAAGCAACGAACUACUACAAAAUCUUAUUGGCCACAAACAACGACACAAAAUGUUUACCCAGUGAAAUCUGUUAGCAGACAAACGACAACAACAAAGCCACAGUUCUGGACGGACACAAAAACUACAGAAAGUACCGCACGUACUACUUCAAAACACCAAUACUGGCAACAAACGACCAUAAAACCAGUAUUUUGGACUAAAAGGGAAGACAAAACCGAAACAACUGCAAAACCUCAACUUUGGCCUUACGUCAAGGUAGAUAACACCCAGCAAACAAAAGUUGAAGACAAAAUAAAUACUACCUCGGAAAAUAAUACAAUAUCUAAAGUGCAAACUUGGUCACACAGUAGAGUUACCAGUAACAAAAACAAAACCAAAGGUCAUGUUCAAAAUUCAAGUAACUGGUCUAAAAAUAAUGAAGUACAAAAUGUAGAAAAUAAUCAACAAUCAAAUACGUCUGUCUAUAUACAGCCUGCAAAUGAAAGUACAUACUAUACUACGGAUAAAACUGUAGUUUGGUCAAUUGCGAAGGUGACAAAGAACCAAACCAAUUCAUUAUCAGAAACUAAAAUAGAAAACAACUCACAAGCACUAGAUAAACAAGAAGUGCAAAUAAAACAUUGGCCGAAAAUUCCAGCAGACAAUAUCACUUUAGGUGUACCAAAACCAACUGAAACGGACAGUUCAUCUUUCAUAUGGGUUGAAAGUCAGCCGACAUAUUCUGGAGCUGGGCAUCGUAACCAGACAUAUGACAGACUAUCUGUAUCAGGAACUCGCACUGAACGUCCAACACAUAAUACUCCAAUAUAUGUCCGACCUGAAGACAGAGAAAGGGUAUCAGAUGACAGGUACCAAGCUGGAGAAUAUUCACAGAGUGCAAAUAGGCAAGAAUCGGAAAAGACCCAAAAAGUAAGUUCAGCGAAUAUUAAUCAAAAGACAGAACAGCAUUACGACGUGGAAGAAGAUCGCCUAGUUGUGAAACCAAUAAAAAGAACUGAUGGUGAUGUACCGAAACAGAAUUGGUCUAAUGAAAAAACUUCGGCAUGGCCUGGAGACAGGGCUCAAAGUUAUAUUGGUCAUAAUAACAAACACAAAAUGGGAUUAGAAGCAGAUGAUGAUGGCUAUAUUAAAUAUAGCGAUGACAUAAUGAAGCAUUUGGAUGAAAACAGUAAAUCACGUUAUACACACAAUAGUUAUCAGCUGACCACAGACGCGCCACCUGCAGCAUUGUUCUAUAAGCCAAUGUCAGACGACUAUGACUUGCCGAAAAAAGAAGAUAAGAUCGAAUACUACGUCGGAGGAUUGCCAAUUUUCUACAUACCCAACCACGCACCACGACCUAAGACAGAAUUGUUGUGUGGACACGUGUUAAUGAAUAAAGAUAAGAAGAGUGAUCGAAGUGUAACCGCUACACUGGAGGGACAGUGGCCGUGGCAAAUAGCAUUAUACCAGCAACAAACUUCAGUAGACUUCAGGUAUAUUUGUGGAGGUACCCUGGUGUCCAGACGGCACGUCGUCACUGCGGCUCACUGCGUCACCAAGAAGUUUUCAACCAGGGUCGUCAAUCAGAACACCCUGACGGUCUACCUGGGGAAGCAUAACUUGAGGAACUCCGUUGAAGGAGUACAAGUGAAGUUUGUAAGCAGAAUAUUCGUCCAUCCAGAUUAUAACUCGACAGUCUUCAGCUCAGACCUGGCAAUCUUGGAGCUUCGUGAUGAGGUCACGUACUCCGACCGAGUCCAACCUGUUUGUCUGUGGCCUGAAAAAGAAACGGAUAUCAAAUACGUCGUGGGCGACAGGGGUUCCGUGGUAGGUUGGGGAUACGAAAGUACAGGGAAGGCGAGAGAGGAGCUAACACUGCUGGAGAUGCCUGUAGUAGACCAGCAGACCUGUCUCAAUUCUUACGAACAAUUCUUUGGAAUUUUCACCUCCGAUAAGACGUUCUGCGCUGGAUAUAGAGACGUUGGUUCUGCCUGCAACGGUGACAGUGGAGGCGGUAUGGUCUUCGAGAAAGAUGGCGCUUGGUACCUUAGAGGAGUGGUGUCACUCUCUGUUGCUCGGAAGGGGGUCUAUAGAUGCGACCCGAACCAUUACGUCAUAUUCACUGACGUCGCCAAAUUCUUACCCUGGAUAGAGGAACAUGUAGAAGAGUACCUAUAAUGUUGAAGUGAGACUGUGAU